AUGUCUAUAAGAGAGAUAAAUUGGUUCGGUGCACGUGACACAUGUCGUAGAUUGGGUGCUGAUUUGGCUACUAUAACAACUAAUGAUCAACUUAAUGCAAUAUCAAGUUAUUUGUUAUCUAAAGGAUACGGAGAAAAUGAUUGGUUUUGGAUAGCUGGCAAUGAUUUGGCUCAAGAAGGAAAUUUCUCUUGGGUUAGUAAUGGUGAAAAAAUGACAUUUGCAAACUGGUCUCAAGGACAACCAGACAAUAAUGGUGGUAUCGAAGAUUGUGUACAUUUGUGGUUGCGUGAAGGACAAUUUAAAAUGAAUGAUUGGCAGUGUAGAAACGGAAAAGCCUAUUAUAUUUGUCAAGCACCCGAACCUAAAAUGGUCUGUUUAUGGGUAUAA
Teleopsis dalmanni is the source of this 387-nucleotide messenger RNA. RefSeq names its product C-type lectin 37Da-like. Gene Ontology annotation, molecular function: signaling receptor activity. NCBI's taxonomy places the organism in Eukaryota, Metazoa, Arthropoda, Insecta, Diptera, Diopsidae. The transcript has 2 exons. The coding region runs from base 1 to 387 and encodes 128 amino acids. The record is from RefSeq and is a predicted model, not a curated record.